Salvia hispanica is the source of this 1473-nucleotide messenger RNA. Lineage: Eukaryota; Viridiplantae; Streptophyta; Magnoliopsida; Lamiales; Lamiaceae. The record is from RefSeq and is a predicted model, not a curated record.
CCCCCAAACUUCAUAACUCAAUCAAGAAAGUGAAGUUCACUUGAACAAAAAGCCCUGCUUCUUAAUUCAGCUAUUACAUCCACAUCCUUAAGCAAUGUCAUCUUAUUGCCACCAUUCCCUUUUCCUCUUCUUGCUCAUCACUCUGUCAUCCAUAACGAACCAUGCAGAGGCGCGCCGUCUCCUAGAGUCUUCUGUGCCUGAGGUUCCCAAGCCCGAAAUCCCAUCUAUACCCAAGCCUGAACUACCUCCACUGCCGAAGCUACCUCCACUACCCAAGCCUGAGCUGCCAACUCUGCCAAAACCCGAAAUUCCAACACUGCCAAAGCCUGAGGUCCCAACAUUGCCUAAGCCCGAGUUUCCAACACUGCCAAAACCAGAGGUCCCUGUGUUGCCAAAGCCCGAACUUCCAACACUACCCAAGCCGGAGGUACCGACAUUGCCUAAGCCAACACUCGAAAAAGCUGAAACACCAAAGCCUACUCUACCCGAAAUACCAAAGCCUCAAAUGCCAGAGCUACCAAAGCUCCCAGAAAUGCCAAAACCUGAGAUCCCGGCUAUCCCUAAGCCUGAGGUACCAACGGUGCCAAAACCUGAGGUCCCGACUUUGCCUAAGCCCGAGGUUCCAACAGUGCCAAAGCCUGAGGUCCCAACUUUGCCUAAGCCUGAGGUUCCAACAAAGCCAAAACCCGCGGUCCCGACUUUGCCUAAGCCUGAGCUACCAAAGCUCCCUGAAUUACCAAAACCUGAGGUCCCGACUGUCCCUAAGCCAGAGCUACCAAAGCUCCCAGAAUUGCCAAAACCUGAGAUCCCUGCUGUCCCUAAGCCUGAGGUACCAACAGUGCCAAAACCCGAGGUCCCAACUUCGCCAAAACCUGAGAUUCCGGCUGUCCCUACGCCUGAGGUACCAACAUUGCCAAAACUUGAGAUUCCGGCUGUCCCUAAGCCUGAGGUAACAACAUUGCCAAAACCUGAGGUCCCAACUUCACCUAAACCCGAGGUUCCAACAGUGCCGAAACCUGAGGUACCGACUUUGCCUAAGCCUGAACUUCCAACACUACCCAAACCAGAGGUACCUACUAAUUGUUGAGUAGUAGUACUAAUUGUGGUUGCUGAUUUCCAGCAAUUUCAAGAAAAUUAUAUCCUAGAAAGUCUGAGGUUGUCUCCAUUCUACCGACUUCUGUUUCUGCCCUAACUCAUCGCUAUCUUGGCACCAACAGAAGCGAUGAGAGCAAAUACAUGUAUCUACCUUCACAGCUACAGAAUCAACUCUAAUGCAUUUUAGUAUGAUGGCAGAAAGUAGUCAAGGAAAUGCACAAUAUUCAGUUAAAGAAGCUGCUUCAGCAACAUGUACUUCAAAUCAUUCAACAACAGCUCUAAAAUGAUGUUAUAGUGAUACUUAAAAUUUUGAAUACAGCAACUAAAAAAUAUUCCAAGCACUAGCAAAAUCAACUGCAGCACACAAUGCUGAUCAAU